Pseudozyma flocculosa PF-1 is the source of this 993-nucleotide messenger RNA. RefSeq lists its product as uncharacterized. The record is from RefSeq and is a predicted model, not a curated record. Lineage: Eukaryota; Fungi; Basidiomycota; Ustilaginomycetes; Ustilaginales; Ustilaginaceae. Gene Ontology annotation, biological process: positive regulation of ATP-dependent activity; protein folding. The transcript has 3 exons. Bases 1 to 993 code for a protein of 330 amino acids. Gene Ontology annotation, cellular component: cytosol. Gene Ontology annotation, molecular function: ATPase activator activity; protein-folding chaperone binding.
AUGUCGACCUGGAACAAGCACUACCACUGGAAGACCAAGGGUUGCACGCCCUGGGCCAAGAAGCACAUCGCCGACCACACCGUCGGCAAGAGCGUCGCCGUCGGCACCGGCGGAUCCGUAAAGGUGGACCGCCUCUCGGCCUUUGAGGGCGACGUCGAGCUCGGAAACCGAAAGGGCAAGCUCAUCACCAUCUACGACUGCAGCAUCACCUACGCCUGGUCCGGCCAGUCGGGCGACGGCACCACCGCAGAGGGCACCAUCACCUUUCCCGAGGUCAGCCACGAGGUCGAGGACGAGGGCGACGAGUACAGGUUCGAGACAGAGAUGACGACGUCGAGCUCGGCGGCCACCCAGAGCCUGUACGACGCCGUGCGCAAGGAGCUCGCACCUUCGCUGCGCCCCGCCUUCCACGCAUUCCGGCAGAACCUCAUCGACGCCCACGCAAAGGACCUCGGCCACGAGGGCACGCCGUCGGCCCCGGGCUCGGGAACCUCGACCCCAGCCACGUCCUCGGCCGCCCCCUCGGCCACCGCAUCGGCAGCAGCUGCCACGGCCACGCCGGCAUCCAAGGCGGCCCCCGCCAAGGUCUCGACCAGCUCGAGCGACGUCCGCGUCUCGAGCCAGCUCGCCGCCAGCAUCACGGACCUCUGGGACCUCCUCACCAACCCGGCAAAGAUCCCCAUGUGGACACGGUCGCCUGCCCAGUUUGAGCCCAAGCCCGACGCCGACUUUGCCCUGUUUGGCGGCAACAUCACGGGCAAGGUCAUUAGCGCCGACGCGCCCCGGCAGCUCAUCCAAAAGUGGAGGACGCCCCAGUUUCCGCAGGGCCACUACGGCACGCUGGCCAUGAACCUGAGCGAGGGCGGCGACUCGACCAAGCUCGAGCUGGUGCUGAGCGGCGUCCCCUCGGGCGACGAAGACGCCGUCGAAAAGAACCUCGAGACGUACUACAUCCGCGGCCUCAAGUCGAUGGGGCUCGGAACCAUCCUCUAG